AUGGAUAUUUAUGAAGUAUUAAGAAGACAAAGUGAGAAUUUGAAGAGGUUAGAAGAUAACAUCAAUAAUGCAAUGAAGCGCAUAGAGAAUAUUGAAAACAUGUGUGUGGACCCAGAUCUGAAACAUAUAUUUACAGAUAGUGCAUCCUUGAUAUCUAAAGAUGAUUUAUUAGAUUCACUAUGCGAGCCGUUACCCUCUCCGAGAAGUUUAAGUUCAUCUUGUGGUAGAACAAUUGAUUUAGAAUGGAUAUCAAUGACACUUGAAAAAAUGACAAAUUGUAACCUAUCCAAUAUAAGCGACAAUUGUAAUUUUCAACAUGAAAACUACCAAGGGACUAAUGAAGCUAAUAUAGCAAUGUUAGAAACUACAGAACUUUAUGGGGAUGACAUUAAUGGAUGCUCAUCAAUAUCAAGCUUUGAUGUUGACAAAGAUGAUGAAUCAAAUGAUACAGAAUACAAUAAAAUAUCGAGUGAACCCGUUAAAAUUCAUCAUAAGAGUUCUAACAUUGUAGUAUCUAAAGAAUUUAUUAUUGAAAUACGUCCAGAUUUAGAAGUUUCACAUUUGAAAAGUAGUUCUAAACCAACUAUUGAUCAGCAUAUACAAACUAAAGAAGAUUCAGAAACACUUAAAAUAGCAAAUAUAAGACUUGAAGAUUUUUCUGAAUGUUUAACAGGUACUGGAUCUCUGUUUUCGGGUUGUCUCGGCUCAAAUUUAUCUCAGCAACAUUAUUUGUAUGAUGAAGAAGAAAAUACAUUUAAAAAUGGAAGUCCAGAUUUAGAAAGAGCUGAAGAUGAAUUCUAUUAUCUUAGGAGUAGUAAUAUGAGGGGAUCAAUUACUCAUAGAAAUAUUAAAAGGCGAAGUGUAGAACCUCAUAAGGUUCCCUUGACUGCUAGGUUUUGUCGUGAUAAGAUCAAAAGAAGAGAAGAUAUACUGGAAUUUAAUUUAAAAGAUAAUACAAAUGUCCAAAUUCCAGUUACUAGAGUCCAUUAUUAUGAGCCCUACCAAGUGAUUGUAGGUUAUGUUCAAAUUCCAUAUAUGGCUCUUAAUCAAAAUCCUAUAAAUAAUACUCAGCAAAAUACUCAAAAGUUACAAUAUUCUCAAAAUACCAAACAUGUUCAAUAUCCAAAUCAACACUAUUAUCAGUUCCAACACCUCCCUUAUCAUAUUUUCUCAAGAACUCAAAUCCCCAAACCUGUAACUAUUCAACAGCAACAAAGAAACUAUCCAAAUACAUAUAUAAGAUACAAUCAGCCUUUAUUUAAAUAUACUCCAACCUAUUUUGGAUAUAAUCAUCAGCUUAUAAGCCCAUAUUUAUUACCUUCAUACUCUUGUAAUCAGUGA
Molecule: messenger RNA, 1341 nt
Organism: Cryptosporidium muris RN66
Lineage: Eukaryota; Apicomplexa; Conoidasida; Eucoccidiorida; Cryptosporidiidae
Exons: 1
Coding region: 1-1341 (446 amino acids)
Source: RefSeq, a predicted model, not a curated record